AUGAUGGGCUGGUGGUCUAGCUCGGCCAACACGGCCCUGGAUGAGCAGAUCGAGAAAGCGACCAGCAGCAGCUUGGAAGAUAUUGCCUUGAACCUCGAGAUCUCUGAUGUCAUUAGAUCAAAGACGGUUCAGCCCAAGGAGGCCAUGCGCUCCCUCAAAAGGCGCAUCGGCAACAAGAACCCAAACACCCAGCUGAGCGCCCUUAACCUUACCGACACGUGCGUCAAGAAUGGCGGCACCCACUUCCUCGCCGAGAUCGCCUCCCGAGAGUUUAUGGACAACCUGACCUCCCUCCUCAAAGCCGUCGGUCCCGCCGCCGUCAAUCACGAAGUCAAGCAGAAGAUCCUCGAGUUGAUACAGUCCUGGGCUGCCGCUACUGAGGGCCGCCACGAACUUGGAUACAUCGGAGAGGUCUACAAGACGUUGCAGAGAGAAGGCCACCACUUCCCUCCCAGAGUCACCGUCUCCAGGAGCAUGAUCGACAGCAGCGCGCCCCCGGAAUGGGUCGAUUCAGAUGUCUGCAUGCGAUGCCGUACUCCCUUCACCUUCACGAACCGAAAGCACCACUGCCGAAACUGCGGUAACUGCUUCGACCAGCAGUGCUCCGCCAAGUCGAUCCCCCUCCCUCACCUCGGCAUCCUGCAGGCUGUUCGUGUCGACGAUGGCUGCCACGCGAAGCUCACGGACAAAUCGUCCGGUUCCAAGGGAGGCGCGCCCCCGCCACUUACCCAAGACCGAUCUCCCACAUACCCUUACAAGACUCGCAGUACGUCUGCCAUGCAGCCGCGGAAUGCGCGCGUCGACGACGCCUUUGACGAGGACCUAAAGAAGGCCCUGGCCAUGAGCUUGGAGGAGGUCAAGAACUACUCUAAGGGUUAUGUGCCUCCCACUGCGAACGGCCCUUCGGGCGCUCAAGUCAACGGUAACUCUACAGCUGCUCCGACCAACGGCGCGGAAGAAGAGGACGCCGAUCUCAAGGCCGCGAUUGCCGCUUCGCUAGCCGAUAUGGAGGAGCAGAAGCAGAGGCACGCGGCGGUCUUGAAGGAGCAGACGUCAAGCGCUGGACCGUCAUCGACGCAACACUUCUCAUUGCCCAAGAACGACUACGAGCUUACCCCGGUUGAGGCCGAGAACAUCAACUUGUUCGCCACUCUCGUCGACCGAUUGCAGACUCAGCCUCCUGGCACUAUUCUUCGAGAGCCGCAGAUUCAGGAGCUCUACGACAGUAUUGGUACUUUGCGACCGAAGCUGGCCCGCACUUACGGAGAGACUAUGAGCAAACACGACACUCUACUGGAUCUCCAUGCCAAACUUUCUACUGUCGUUCGAUAUUACGACCGUAUGCUGGAGGAGCGUCUCUCUAAAGCCUACAACCAACACGCUAUAGGAGGCGGCUACAAUCUCCCUUCCCAUCGCCAGUCCACUGGAUCUUAUCCCUCUCUCCAAGCGAGUGCGCCUGGCCAUGCGGAGAGCUUUUAUACUGGCGAGCGGAUGGAUUACGCCCAUGCGCCGCCUCCUCAGGCUUACCAGCAUGGACAACACACUCCCCAACCUCAAUAUGCCACCUUUGAUAAACGCGCUACCAUUUCCGGUCCUCCGGGAGGCGCGUAUCCUCACCAGGAACCUCAACGAACAGAUAGCUGGAGAAGCGGCGGCGCUCCUCCUGCCCCUGAGCAGUACGCACAGCAACCAUCGUAUCCCAGCGAGCCUGCACCUCCGGUGAAUCACCAGAACCAAUCUGGACAGCCCGCGGGGACACCCUCCACCGACCCAAAUGCUUCUUACUACUUCAAUCCCCAACAGCCUAGCGCACCCCCUUCCGCUCCGCCUACCGCAGACCCAAACCCCUCUCCGUACCCCAAUCUUCAGCAAUCAAUGCAAUACAGACAGCCCGUGUCUCACCAGCAGACACCCGUCCAAGCACCUGCCCAGCCAGCUCAGCCUACGCAACAACACCAACCUCCGCCUCAACAGCAGAGCUACUGGCAGCCGUCACAACCGCAGCAAUCAGCGCCACCCCAGCAGCAGUGGCAGGGCCAGUACAACAGCGGCUACACCCAGGAAUCGUUCCCGAACGCGCCACAGCACGCACCCAAGCAGCCGGCAGUGGAGGAGAGUCUAAUUGACCUUUAA
This is a messenger RNA of Colletotrichum karsti, 2133 nucleotides long. RefSeq lists its product as uncharacterized. Bases 1 to 2133 code for a protein of 710 amino acids. Gene Ontology annotation, molecular function: metal ion binding; phosphatidylinositol-3-phosphate binding; ubiquitin binding. Gene Ontology annotation, cellular component: ESCRT-0 complex. The transcript is spliced from 5 exons. The record is from RefSeq and is a predicted model, not a curated record. Gene Ontology annotation, biological process: protein transport to vacuole involved in ubiquitin-dependent protein catabolic process via the multivesicular body sorting pathway; protein targeting to vacuole. Lineage: Eukaryota; Fungi; Ascomycota; Sordariomycetes; Glomerellales; Glomerellaceae.